UCAGAAGUCAUAAACAAUCGUUGCCCGAAGCGUCCCUCUCGUUCACCACCUCAACAGGUGACCACUUUCUCCGUGCAGCGCCUGUGUUACAACGAAUGGAAACUCGGAUAUCGUCGAGAACAUGUUAGAAUCUCCAUCGACGGGGACUCCGUAUUCGCCCGAAACGCGCGGCAGCCGGUGGUUCGUGAAAUCGCGGACUCGUUGACUACAUCGGCGAGCCAUGUCUUCGUCAUCGGACCGACGGGAAGAUCGCCGAAACUGCCGACUCGAGCGUAGUGUAUUAGGCCUACCGCUGUUGCUGUGAAACCGAAGGGAUAUCCCCCCUCUUGCCGAACGCCUGCACUGCCGGCACCACAACGCUAGGAACGGCACAGAGCUGUUUGCCGUGCUUCGCGUCCUUACGUAAAGGACAGCCUGUGGUUUCGCCGUUAAUUGUUUUUAACACCACUGUGCUUCGUUCCGCGGCUCCUUUGGUGGGGCCCGGUGAAUCUACCGACGGAGUCCCCCAUGAACCGAGCGCUCGUCAUGCCUGCCAAAGUGUCCCGCAAAGUUGCCACCAUGAUCAUCCGAAGCCGAAAGUCCAUCAUGAAGGACGGCUUCAUCACGUCGGGGUUCGGCGAGCCGAGUGUCUACCAUGCAGUGGUGGUCAUCUUCCUCGAGUUCUUUGCCUGGGGCCUCCUGACCACGCCCAUGAUCACGGUUUUAAAUGAAACAUUCCCAAAUCACACCUUCCUUAUGAAUGGCCUCAUUAUGGGAAUCAAGGGCUUCCUGUCGUUCCUGAGCGCUCCCCUGGUAGGUGCCCUGUCAGACGUCUGGGGCCGCAAGUUCUUCCUGCUGGUCACCGUGUUCUUCACGUGCGCGCCCAUCCCGCUGAUGCGCAUCAACACCUGGUGGUAUUUCGCCAUGAUCUCCAUGUCGGGCGUGUUUGCGGUCACCUUCUCGGUGGUGUUUGCCUAUGUGGCCGACGUGACGGACGAGCAGGACCGCAGUGCGGCAUACGGCCUCGUCUCGGCCACCUUCGCCGCCAGCCUCGUGACAAGCCCCGCACUGGGCGCCUAUCUGGCGCGCCAGUACUCGGACGCUCUGGUGGCGGCUCUGGCGUCGGCCAUCGCGCUGCUGGACGUGCUGUUCAUCCUGGUUGCGGUGCCAGAGAGCCUGCCCGAGAAGCUAAGGCCCGUGGGCUCGUGGAGUUCGCCGAUCUCUUGGGAACAGGCUGACCCUUUCUCGGCACUGCGCAAGGUGGGCAAGGACCCAAUGAUCCUGAUGCUGUGCGUCACAGUCUUCCUGUCGUACCUGCCCGAGGCCGGCCAGUACUCCUGCUUCUUCGUCUACCUCCGCCUGCUGAUGGGAUUCUCGGCCGAGGAAGUUGCCCUGUUCAUCGCCGUCGUCGGCCUCCUCUCCGUCAUUGCACAGACAAUGGUGCUGACGCUGCUGAUGAAGACGGUGGGCAGCAAGCACACAAUCAUGGUGGGGCUGCUCUUCGAGAUGCUGCAGCUCGUGUGGUACGGAUUCGGCUCACAACGCUGGAUGAUGUGGUCAGCUGGUGGCCUAGCUGCCGUGGCAAGCAUCACCUAUCCAGCCAUCAGUUCCUUUGUCUCGACACAUGCCGAGGCGGACAAGCAAGGCCUGGUGCAAGGCAUGAUCACGGGCAUGCGUGGGCUCUGCAACGGUCUGGGGCCUGCCGUGUUUGGCUUCAUCUUCUACCUCUUCCACGUAGACCUCAACGAGGCACCGCCCAUGACUGCCCCGCCCCUUUCCAAUGGAUCUGUGGUGCCCAAUGAGCUUAGGUUUAUUCCUGGACCACCCUUUGUUUUCGGUGCCCUGCUGGUGAUGCUGGCAUUGCUGGUGGCGGCAUUCAUCCCCGAUAACACGGGACCCGCUGCCGCAUCAAUGUCCGCUUCUGCGGCCAGUGGCUCGUCACGCAGCGUGGGCAGCUCGCGGACAACGCACCAGGCCGUCCGUGUCGGGGGCUUGGAGCUCUUCCACCACGACGUCGUUCACAAGCGUAGCAGCGACUGUGGAACGUUGCCGUUGAUGCACGACACAGACCCGUUAUAGUCGGUCAUUGCCACUACGGGGGCCGGAAACGACGUUGCCGAACUGUGACCGACAGGGGCUGUUGGUUGUGACCGUCACCGGCGCGGUUUGGGGACCACUGUUUCAUCACGCUUGCGUUAUCAGAGCUACACCUGCGUCGCUUGCACACUCGUCGCCUGCAGUUCACCGUUUCGUUCGGGCAUGAUGCCGUCGUGUCAAGUGUUGCGGUUGCUCCGAUCGUUGCCGCUACGUAUGCCUCCGGUGUGAAAGUCCCGUCGCGUCGUGUGACGGGUGGGGAAAAGCCAAUUGCAGCGACGAUGACCACAGCCUCCCCGAUCUCUCUACCUGGCCAUGUGCGAUGCAGCUGUAUUGAACGAUGACACUGCCUACUGUUGUAAGUGGAAAAAAUAUUUGGUCGCACCGCUACACCAUUGGUACUGCAACGGGCAUCACUGCCUCACCUCGUGCUGGCAUCGAAAUGCUGCACAAGAUAAUGCACAAAAAAAAGUGAUAUGGUGGUUGCUUCGUUAUCGCAACGUUCGAUGACUUCCGGGGAGAGGCGUGACCACGCGUGUUUGAUCAAAGCAUCCUCUCCCUUCUACGAUGGGCUAGCUACGUCACGACCACGGAAUGUGUGCAGCUCCCUUGGGCAUUUAGCACCCUGCUGGACUGGCCGUUGAUAUCGGCAAUGCCACCGCCUUGAACAGUUGCCUCAACGACUGAGCGUUGUUUCUUUUUCGUGAGAGUGGAUCACGUGUGGGUGUACGUGUCUCCAGGACUAGAGUGUAGGCUCGUCCACUGCCCGACACCGGUGCCACCAAUCGGACAUUCUGUGGAUUAUAUCCACGACGAGAGGAUGGCUCUUGCUGCACUAGGUCGCACCCGCGCAAGAUGUCGCAUUUCGGUGCGCGGAUGAAAACCGGCCCCGUCACUGAAUUUUCGAACCGAAGUAGCAUCACCGGAUGCCUUAGCUGACCUCGUGUCUAUAGAAUACUGUUCCGAAAUCUCCAAUGACACUGUCACCUUUAAAAGAAUACUGUCUGAUUUCUUUUUUUUUAACUUUAUCAUUCUCAGCUUGUUUUUUACAAGCUGUUUCUAACAAGGGCGUGAAAAGCUAGUGGUCGUGUCUUUAUGUCUGUACUGAUUAGCGCAAGAACAAACCGGUAAGAAGACUUACCUCUGAAGGACGCGUGACUUGUGUUUUGUUGGAUGUUUGGCGGGGAUUACGAUUUCUACGGAGGGUGCAAUGUUUGUUGGGAGCACAAACAGUAUUGUUGUCUUCUCUCCAUUCUAUUUCUUCCACAGAUCUUAUAGGAUAUAUUUAGUCCUUCUUGCCUUUAUUGUCAUUUGCAUUGGAGUGCAACGUGUGCAGGGUUUUCUUGUGGCAUUUCUACACUUUGCAGUUGCAUGCCAUCUUCUCCGUAGUUGACGUAAGCGGUGUCGGUUUCUUUAUGGGAUGUCCUUGGUAUCUUAUUGGUACGAGAGCGAAUGAAUGGGGAGAGAAUAUGCCUUCUGUGUUUCUAAGCUGGAAAUAGGCGCGCAUUGUUGGCAUCUCAACUGGGGUCAUGACAUUCGUUGUUACUGAAAUGUUCAUUUUUACCUCUUUUCCUUCAUCGGAUGGCAUUGCUGUCUAGCUAAACCAGCUCCACGUGACAACUGCAUUUGCUAGUCAAGAGAGGUGCACCUCAGGAAUGUGGCAGAAUGUUUUCAUGUGGUCAUUGCCUUCGGAAACUGUCAUUCUGAGCUCUUUUUGUUUUUUUUGUAACACAUUGUCACUGUCUUUUUUUUCUCUCUCUAUUUUUCUUCAUGCCUACAUUGCGUGCCAUGUCGCACUUGGGAAGGCGGCAUGCGUUUCCGGUGAGACACGCUUGGCAGCGGCUAGUCUGCGAUGCAUUGGUCGGGACCGAGAGUAGCCGUGCGUGAAGUCUUGUCCCGCAGUUCUUCACCGUAUUUGUUUUCCCAUUUUUUUCUGCUUGGUGCCACCUGUACAAAAGUUUGGCGACGACACUGCCUGCGCUUUCGGUGGUCGAACCACUGUCUGUGUGAGAAAUGUGUGUGCCACGUGUUGAAUUAUUUACCCUGCCGGACUCGUAUAAAAAAUGUUGCUCUCAGCUUUGCGAAUGUGACGGGCACCGCCCGUCCGCGAGGUUUGUUGAGCGACGGUGGCCGACAAUUUGCCGAGAAGUUUUGCCAUGCUGCACGCCGUCUUCAAACCACCGACCGUACUGCACUGCUCGUUCGUGGGGCACCGAAGGUGCCCAGCACACAUUCUCUUUUUUGCUGUCUUUUUAUUGGAAAGGCUGGGCACUGCCACUUCAGUGGACUUCAACAAUGCCAUUGCAGCAAAACCUGACGGUUGUUUCACUGCUCAGGGGCAUUUGUUACAGUUGUCGUUUUUUUUUUUCUUUUCACCGUACUGUAGCUUGUGUCGCACCGGGGCAACCAACAGUGUGCUGUGUACCGCGUCUGUUACGUUCAGUUCUGCUUUGAGGGAUGUGUCUCGUCGGUGAUUGGAUGUGAAACCAAAGACAUGAAGAAUGCAGUUUCGGUUUUGAAUGCUGUUGUGCUCUGGCGUCGUCCUGAAUUAUGCACUGGUGUGGUGGCUUCUCAAGUUUUUUCGUUGCGAUCUGUUAAGCAGGCACUUGUCACUUUGGCCAUUUAAAAGAUUAUGGCAUGGCUGUAUGCAUUGGAUGUACAGGAGUGUAAUAAAAUAAAUUUACAGUGGAAGUA
Molecule: messenger RNA, 4767 nt
Organism: Rhipicephalus sanguineus (brown dog tick)
Lineage: Eukaryota; Metazoa; Arthropoda; Arachnida; Ixodida; Ixodidae
Product: hippocampus abundant transcript 1 protein
Exons: 10
Coding region: 508-2058 (516 amino acids)
Biological process (GO): transmembrane transport
Cellular component (GO): membrane
Molecular function (GO): transmembrane transporter activity
Source: RefSeq, a predicted model, not a curated record